AUGCCAUUAGAGCGAUCCUUUAUUGAUCCUGGCCAUGCUUCCAUGGGGUACGAGGCCGGGCUGAUUCCCCGUCUCCGGCGAGAUUCCAUUGUACGCGGUGUGCUGGAGGAAAACGAGGACAUGCUGCGUGAAAUUGAUCUUCUUCGUGACACGGUUACGAAACAGGCGCAAGAACUUUUUACUGCGACAAAGCGCAUACACGUUUUGGAAUCAAGGCUUGCAAGAUUAGAGGGCGCUGAGGAUGCAUCCCAUGAAAGGACGGAUGACAGCGACAAUGUUGAAGAAGUUACUUCCGUGGACAAGGCUGGCAUUUUGCGUUCCAUCUUUAGGGCUAUUUCCUCAUGCCAGUUUGGCGAUCGUCACACAAGGAUACGUGCCUACAAGCAAGGGCUGGUGCGGAAAUCUGCUGAAAAAGCCAGAGACUUUGGGGAAAAGUCUGAGAAAAAGUCCGAGUUGCCGGGGAAAGAGCAGCAGGACUUUUUGGGACAUGCAUUUCAUGAAUCGAACAAGCGGUUGGAUGAGGUGUCUUCCCUUCUUCAGUCCUACCGCAAGACACCAAGUUUUUUAGUGAGUGCGUACGAUGAAUUGGUAAUUGAUUGUAUGAUGGAAAUUAUUAGAUUAUCGAAGAAGAUGAAUCUUAUGACAGUUGGGGAUUUUGGAGCUCUUGCAGAUUAA
Trypanosoma cruzi is the source of this 675-nucleotide messenger RNA. RefSeq lists its product as uncharacterized. The record is from RefSeq and is a predicted model, not a curated record. The transcript has a single exon. NCBI's taxonomy places the organism in Eukaryota, Euglenozoa, Kinetoplastea, Trypanosomatida, Trypanosomatidae. The coding region runs from base 1 to 675 and encodes 224 amino acids.